GGCCGGCUCAGCGAUCCGAGCAAGGCGGGAGCGGCGGGGCCAGAAGGCGGCGCGGGCGAGACAGACAGAGAGAGAAAGAGAGAGAGAGAGAGAGAGAGAGAAAUCUCUUCCACCAGCAGCCGCAGCAUCAAGUCCUUCGCUCUCCUUUCAUUCUUCCUUUCCUUCCUUCCUUCCCUCCCUUCUUCCCUUCGGGACCGAAGCAACCGCGCGAUGUGGCCGGCGUCCCCCGCGCUCCUGCUGCUGCCGAUCGCCUGGGCGACCUGCGCUCUCGCCGCCGCCACCGCCGAUCAGCAGUUCAGCCCCGAGGCCUGGCUGCAACAAUAUGGGUAUUUGCCCCCAGGCAACCUUCGCACCCACACCCUGCGUUCCCCACAGUCGGUGUCGGCCGCCAUCGCUGCCAUGCAACGUUUCUACGGACUUCGAGUGACAGGCACAGCCGACGUGGACACUUUGAAGGCUAUGAAGAGGCCUCGUUGUGGCGUCCCGGAUAAAUUUGGAGCGGAAAUUAAAGCCAACGUGAGGCGCAGGCGCUACGCAAUCCAGGGUUUGAAGUGGCAGCAGAUGGACCUUAGUUUCUGCAUCCAGAACUACACGCCUAAGGUUGGAGAACAGGCCACCUUUGCUGCAAUCCGACGGGCCUUCCGCGUCUGGCAAUCGGUGACGCCGCUGCGUUUCCGCGAGGUGCCUUAUUCGUCUGUGCGGGAAGGCCGCGAACCGCAGGCCGACAUCAUGAUCUUCUUCGCCGAUGGCUUCCAUGGGGAUAGCACCCCGUUCGAUGGCGAAGGCGGCUUCUUGGCCCAUGCCUACUUCCCGGGGCCCCACAUCGGUGGCGACACUCACUUCGACGCAGCCGAGCCUUGGACCUCUCGCAACGAUGACCUCAGCGGAAAUGACAUCUUCUUGGUGGCCAUCCAUGAGUUGGGUCACGCACUGGGAUUAGAGCACUCGAACGAUCCUUCCGCCAUCAUGGCCCCUUUCUACCAGUGGAUGGACACAGAAAACUUCAAGCUGCCAGAAGAUGACCAGCGAGGGAUACAACAGCUCUAUGGAUCUGAAGGCGGCCAUCCCACCAAGCUUCCCCCGAUCCCUCGGACUACUCCGAAACCCCGAAACCCUCACAAGCCCCCCAAGAACCCAACUUAUGGCCCCAACAUCUGCGACGGACGGUUUGACACAAUUGCGGUACUCCGGGGAGAGAUGUUUGUCUUUAAGGAUAAAUGGUUUUGGCGAGUACGUAAUAACCGUGUGAUAGACGGAUAUCCCCUCCCGAUCGGUCAAUUCUGGGUCGGUCUUCCUGCCUCGAUCAACACGGCCUACGAGAGGAAAGAUGGGAAAUUUGUCUUUUUCAAAGGAGACAAACAUUGGGUUUUCAAUGAAGCCAACUUGGAGCCAGGAUACCCGAAACAUAUCAAGGAGUUAGGAAGGAGGCUCCCCACGGAUCGGAUCGACGCUGCCCUUUUCUGGAUGCCGAGUGGAAAAACGUACUUUUUCAGGGGAAAUAAGUAUUAUCGCUUCAAUGAGGAGACCCGAUCCGUUGACGCAGAUUACCCUAAAAACAUUGAUGUUUGGGGGGGAAUUCCUGACUCACUCCGAGGUGCAUUUAUGGGCAGUGAUGAAGCCUUCACCUACUUCUACAAGGGAGACCGUUACUGGAAGUUUAACAACGAGAAACUCAAGGUCGAACCAGGGUACCCUAAGUCAGUGCUGCGAGACUGGAUGGGAUGCGCCACCGAUGACCGUCGCGAGGGAGAAGAAGUCAUCAUCAUUGAAGUGGACAAUGCUGAGGCAGGCGGGCUGAACGCCGCUGCGGUGGUGAUCCCCAUCCUGCUGCUCCUCACCAUCUGCGCCGUGGGAGUCGCCAUUCUGAUUUUCAAGCGUUACGGCACACCCAAACGGUUGCUCUAUUGCCAGCGGUCUCUGCUGGACAAGGUGUGACCGGCCUUUGGAGAUGUUUCAGGACAGGUCUCACCUGCUUUCCACCCUGUCUACCUGCCUGUACGAAUUCGGGUCCGAUCUCUUGGUUGCCACCUUCUAAGUCAUCUUUUUCCUGGUCCUCCCUACUUCUUCAUCCCAUUUUCUGCCAGCCAUCAGCCACUUUCUCUCUCUCCAAGAGCUUUCCUUGACCACAGUGAUCCUUGUUGACCUUCUCUUUUUCUCCUUCCUCUCUUUCGCUCUGCUUCUCUUUCCUUCCUAUGGCGUUAUCCGUUCUCACCCACGGGGCGAGUGGGUGUGCUGAGCACACUCCUUAAUUAAUCCGAUGAGGCAGAAAGUUGAAGAGCCCACUCUACGGGGGUUAUGGCCAGGCCAACCUCAUGGCUACCCAUCUGUUGACCUCGUAUGACCUUCCUGCUUGCAAAACCAGUGGGCCAAAAUCCAUACCAUGAACACUUUAGUUCUCCCGACCGUUCUGUGGAAUUUCAAAUCUAAAAUUGGUCUCUAGCUCUCUCUCUCACCACCUUGCUCGGUCCUUCCUCCCAAGGGCAAAUGGUGGAGGAACCAUCUCGUCUGUGUUGCCAACCAAAAAACCACAAUGGGUAGGGGAGUUAUAGGGUUUGGCUCUUUGGUGGGCGAAGCGUUGUAGAGCUUAGUCUAGAGAUCUACGGCUCUGGAAAGGAAUUACUGUGUUCUGAAGGGGACUUUCUCCUUCCAUUGGGUGAGGGAAGGAGGAAGUGUGAUGGAGUCUUACCAAUCAGAAAUAGCAGGGAGGAAAAUGGGUGGGACGCUAGGGUUGGUGGAUCUGUCCCAAAUGCCAACUUUUUUGGGGGGAGGGGGUAGCGAAGAAUCAUAAAGGGCCUAACCGGUCAGGUGGGAAAAGGGGGUAAGCCGAGCUUUCCUCAUGACGUAAUAAAGUGGACCGUUGGUACCUUGAUCAUAUUGGAAAAUGGGGCAUGUUUGAGAGAGAAAGAGAGGGAGAGAGGGACCAAGAUUAUGUGGGCUACAGGAGAUGUUUGUCCCAUCCGGGUGCCUUCCAGAUGUUGAGAUCUAGGGUCGUCCAAGAAGUCAAGAUGGCCGCUAUCAUUGACUGCCAUCUUGAUUUUUUUUUUUAACUGCUCCCAUGGGCACUUCAGGUUAGGACUCAAUUUUGUUGGACAUUUUGGCUGAGAAUUUGGGGGUGAGAAUUUGGGACUCCUCCAUAUCCCUGGAGGGUACCUGACUGGUGAUGAGGUUCCAGAUGUUGGCAGGGCCACUUCUGGAAGUGUUAACUUCUCCAUCUGGUGAAGUUGGCCUGGUGUUUACAGUGGUCCCUUAAAACAGGGGUUCCCCAACCUUGGCAACUUUUUAAGACUUUAUGGACUUCAACUCCCAGAAUUCCCCAGCCAGCAUGUCUGCCUGAAUAAUUCUGGGAGUUGAAGUCCACUGGCAUUGUCCCUUAAAACAGGGGUCCCCAACCUUAUCUACUUUAAGACUUUAUGGACUUCAUGGCUGCCUGAGGCAUUGGGGGAGUUGAAGUCCACAAAUCUCUAAGUGGCCACGGCUGGGGACCUCUGACUUAAAAUCCAUUCCGGAUUCUGCGAAAAUGAACCAAAAGCAGCAUUUUUUUUUUUUUUUGCAAAACGGGGGGUGGGCGGGAGAAAUGAAUUGCACCAGAGAACUGCCUCAAACUGCCUUAUGAUCCUGUGUCUUGAUUUUUUUAAGUAUUUUAAUUAUUAUAUAGAAAUGCCUUUUUUUUAAAGAAAAAAAUGCAAGGGAUUAAAAAUAGCACAUUAAUGGGAUGUGGGCAUAUAGAAUUGGCAUAGGAGGAGAAUGUCGAAAUCCUGCAGGCCGGGAAUUGGGUGCCUUACAACCCUCCCCUCCCACAAUUUAUGCUCUGAGCAUUUUUUAAAUAAGGGCAGGGGGUGGGUGAUUUAUAUAUUUUCAAAGGGGUCUCCAAACGGAAUUAAACUGUGUUUAACGAUCAAAUUGUUUCUGGGUGGGGUGGGAGGGGUUUAAUAUUGUUUAUUGUUCUACUUUUAUUAUUAUUGUGAUUA
This is a messenger RNA of Notechis scutatus (mainland tiger snake), 3968 nucleotides long. It is a transcript of the gene MMP14, whose product is annotated as matrix metallopeptidase 14. Lineage: Eukaryota; Metazoa; Chordata; Lepidosauria; Squamata; Elapidae. Gene Ontology annotation, molecular function: metalloendopeptidase activity; zinc ion binding. Gene Ontology annotation, biological process: skeletal system development; collagen catabolic process; extracellular matrix organization. Gene Ontology annotation, cellular component: plasma membrane; extracellular matrix. The record is from RefSeq and is a predicted model, not a curated record.